AUGGUCAAGGGUUUCAAGCUCAAAGAGUUUCUGUCGCGUGAAAAAGAAGCGUCAAAACUAAACCAAAAAAAAGCGGCCAAAACUGCUCAAAAACAGAAAGAUUCAAACAAAUCAGAGGAAAAGCCCGUAGUUGUGAGCCAUGAACAGGUUGUAGAAGUAAAGACGCCGACCGAAGCUGCUGGGGACGAAGGCGAGACGGAGGAGUACCAAAGUCAGGCGCUGUCGAGAAAGGACCGCAGGAAAUUGAAAAAAAUGGAGAAAACCAAGAAAUCUGAAGACAAGGUUGAGGAAGAAGUGGAAGAGGAGGAAGAAGAGGAAGAAGAGGAAGAGACAGUGCCCAAUGCUUCCAAUCUAGAUCUUGCCAAGCUGGAAAUGAGUGAACCAGAGGACGAUGAUGAGGAGGAGGAAGAUGUUGAGCAAGACAAUGAUGAGGAGGAAGAGAAUGAGGAAGAAGAAGAAGAAGAAGAAGAAGAGGAAGAUGUUCCGCUUUCGGACGUCGAAUUUGAUUCUGAUGCCGACGUGGUGCCCCACCAGAAAGUGACCGUCAACAACACCAAGGCCAUGACACAUGCGUUAGAGAGGAUUCAAUUGCCCUGGAAAAAGCACUCUUUCCAGGAACAUCAGUCUUUGACAUCAGAGUCCAACACAGACGAAGGUAUCAAAGACAUUUACGACGACACAGAAAGGGAGUUGGCCUUUUACAAGCAAUCUUUGGAAGCCGUGCUUCAAGCCCAGCAAAAACUCACGGCUCUCAAAGUGCCAUUCCAGAGACCUCUAGACUAUUUCGCUGAAAUGGUCAAGAGCGACGAGCACAUGGACAGGUUGAAGACCAAGCUUGUGGGUGAAGCCAGUGACCGCAAGGCCCGCGAGGACGCCCGCAAACAGAGACAGCUGAAGAAGUUUGGUAAGCAGGUGCAGGUGGCCACACUACAGAGCCGUCAGAAAGAGAAGAAAGAAACUUUGGACAGAAUCAAAUCGCUCAAGCAAAAGCGUAAGCACAAUGAGAUCGAUGAUGCUGCCUUUGACGUGGGGAUCGAAGAGGCCGCUGCUUCUGAAAAACCCGAAAAGAGACACAAGCCUAACGGCAAAAGGUUGGCUAAGGAUUCUAAGUACGGCAGUGGCGGUAUGAAGCGUUUUAAGCGUAAGAAUGAUGCCAACUCGUCUAACGACGUUUCUGACUUCUCUACCCGGAAAAUGAAGGGCAAACCUUCCCGUCCCGGCAAGAGCAGGCGUUCGAAGCGUUUCUGA
Messenger RNA from Lachancea sp. 'fantastica', 1248 nucleotides. Lineage: Eukaryota; Fungi; Ascomycota; Saccharomycetes; Saccharomycetales; Saccharomycetaceae. The record is from the annotation of a GenBank genome assembly.